CGUUCGCUACUGCAGCGCACGAAAAAAAAAAGCAAAAAAGCGAGAAAAGUGAAAACAACGCGUAUUUGUCGCUAUCGUGAAAAAAACCAGGAAAAUCAUGGAUUACGAGGAGCUAGCCGUCACCGAAGAGCUAAACCAAGUGGAACGCAAGGAGAGCGGCAAACGGGGACGCAAACCGGGCCGGAAGGCAUCCACGGAGAAGAUAGACAUGAAAGCUAAACUUGCAGAGCGUAGCCGACAGAGCGCACGAGAGUGCCGGGCACGCAAGAAGCUGCGCUAUCAGUAUCUGGAGGAGAUGGUCACGGAUCGCGAGAAAGCCGUCUUCGAGCUACGCCGCGAACUGGAGAAGCUGUACUCCUGGGCCAUGGAGGUAGAAGCCGGUCGGUUUCCCGAUGGUCUGCAGGAGCUGCUCGAGGAGCUGGGUGCGAUGAAGCAAGAGUGAAAUUGAGUGAGUGAUUCGCCGCUACCCUCCACAUGCUCCAUCUACGGACCAGCUAGUUCCGGUUCGUGAUUUUAGUUGUUUAAGUUCUAGACGUAGUGUCGUGCCAGUAUACGUACUAUUUCUCUCUUUUCGGUCGUAGGGAUAUUCCAUUCCCUGUAGCCAUGUGUUGGCCGCGUUUUCCGUUGUGUUACGUUCUCCUGAUUUCCUUCCAGCUUAGUUUUUAUUUCGUUUUAUGCGUUUCUGUUUGAUGUUUCGUUAAGCAAUUUGCCAAAAAAGAGGAAUAUGAAGAACGGAGAGAAAAUAUACUACAAAAAAAGGGGAAAAGAAAAAUAUGAAAACAGCACAAAAAGAACAAGAAGAAGAAGAAGAAGAAGCAAUCACCGAAUAGGGACCGAAAGUUGCGAACAGAGCAGAUCGGAACGACGGAAUCAAACAGUUACCUCAUUUCAAUAGCGCGUACAACACCACAGCAGUCGGAGUGGCUUCUCGGAAACACAAUUAUCUUAUCCACGACAUAGGUUUCAUUAAAGCAGCAUUAAACGUAGCUGUCGGCAAGAUUCGAUAACGAAAAGCCAUAGCGUUUUGCUUCCCGGCUUACUGUGGCCUGCUGGACUGGAACGGUGUUUUAAUAUACACUUUAAUGUACUAUCUUCAUUCAUUCGUGUACAAAUUGCUGCUCACAACGAAGGCGUGAUAGGUAUGUGUCAAUAAUAUAUGGAUUAAUGUAGUAGUGGCGUAUUAUUUUAAGAUUAAUAAGCCGCGUUUAUGAUACAAAGAAAUAAGAACUAUUUUACGUUCCUUAGUUACCUUGUGUUGGCGUUGCAUUGUUUUGUGAUGAAGAACGGCACUCAGAAGGCUGCGGUGACGAACCCAGUGGAUUAGUGCCGGAAGGCAGUAGUAGCCUGGGUUUUACCAUCUGGCUCCUUUGUCGAAAACCGGUAACAGUUGCCUGCGAGGAACAGUUUUUUGCUAAGAGAGAUAAAGAACCUAUUUUUGUACGGUACAUUUAACACUUUCAAUAAUAAACAGAAUCCUUAAUUCAACA
This is a messenger RNA of Anopheles aquasalis, 1487 nucleotides long. It is a transcript of the gene REPTOR-BP, whose product is annotated as REPTOR-binding partner. Gene Ontology annotation, biological process: regulation of DNA-templated transcription. The record is from RefSeq and is a predicted model, not a curated record. Gene Ontology annotation, cellular component: nucleus. NCBI's taxonomy places the organism in Eukaryota, Metazoa, Arthropoda, Insecta, Diptera, Culicidae. Gene Ontology annotation, molecular function: DNA-binding transcription factor activity.